AAGUGUAUGCAUGUAGAACCGCCACGAGCUCUCCCUCUCAUUGGCUGAGCGCAGUGGAGCCCGAUUGGAGAGUGUUCGUAUAUACUGGCCGUCCUUACAGCAGUUAUACACGAAAGUACGUAUAUAGGUACACACCAUUUUAAGCGAACAUUUGUGCGACGACGAUUCAGACAAAGAAAGGAACAUGGCAGAUAAAAAAGGGAAACACGCAACCACGAAGAGGACCCUGACCAAGAAGGAACAAGAGGAGCUGAAGAAGAAAGAAGAAGAGAAAGCGGCGGAGGUGUUUGAAGAAUUUUUGGCAUCUUUCGACAGCAAUGACAAGAGCGCGGUGAAGACGUUCGUGCGCGGGGGCAUUGUGAACGCCACGAAAGAGGAAGAAGCGGCAGAGGUGAAGAAGAGCAAGCUUUACCGCCCAGCCACAAAGUUCACGCCGCUGCCGCAGAACGUGCUGUCGACCUCGCAGUCAGAGAAGAAACCUCUUGUGAAAAAGAAGACCGAAGAGAAGAAAAAGAGUAAUCUUGAGCUUUUUAAGGAAGAGUUAAAGCAAAUACAGGAGGAGCGUGAGGAACGAUACAAAAGGAAGAAGAAUGACCCUGGAGGCUGUACUGACUUGGACACACCUCAGUCUCGACGGUCAUUGUUUGAUGAUGAUCCCAGUAUGCCUAAUACAACCAAUCUCUACAUUGGAUGCAUUAGUCCAAAGAUGAAUGAGGAAAUGCUCUGCAAAGAGUUUGGCAAGUAUGGCCCUCUGGCUAGCGUCAAAAUUAUGUGGCCGCGAACGGACGAUGAACGCACUCGACUGACCAAUCGCGGUUUUGUGGCCUUCAUGACUCGGAAGGAUGCAGAACGGGCCCUGGCGGCACUUGAUGGUAAAGUGAUUAUGGGUUUUGAAAUGAAGCUGGGCUGGGGGAAGGCCGUGCGCAUCCCACCACAGCCGCUGUACACCCCCAUAGGGGUGCUAAAAUCGUCCACUCCCCCUCCGCCCUCUGGCCUGCCAUUCAACGCACAGCCUCGCGAGAGGUUCGGCAAUCCUUUAAACAUGUCCAAGGAGGAGUUUGACAAGACUCUGUCCGAAGCCGUAGUCAAAGUGGUUAUCCCAACAGAAAGAAACCUCUUAGGUUUGAUCCACAGAAUGAUAGAGUUUGUGGUGCGUGAGGGACCUAUGUUUGAAGCCAUUAUCAUGAAUAAUGAGAAGAACAACCCAGACUUCAGGUUCCUGUUUGACAAUAAAAGUCAAGCACAUGUCUACUACAGAUGGAAACUGUUCUCGAUUCUCCAGGGCGAGUCCCCCAACGAAUGGAGGACCGCCGACUUCCGCAUGUUCCGGGGCGGCUCUCUUUGGCGGCCGCCUCCGCUGAACCCGUACCUGCACGGUGCAGAGGACAGCCGUGAGGAGGAGGAGGAGGAAGAGCUGAAGAAGGGGCAGCUUAAGGCAGAGCACAGAGACAAGCUGGAGAAUAUCUUAAGAGCACUGACCCCAUCCAGGGAGGAGAUCGGCGAUGCGAUGGUCUUCUGUCUGGAUAGAGCUGAGGCUGCCGAGGAGGUGGUGGGCUGUAUCGCAGAGUCCUUGUCCCUUCUCCAGACACCCCUGCAGAAAAAGAUUGCACGAUUGUAUUUGGUGUCCGACAUUUUAUACAACUCGUGUGCCAAAGUCAUCAACGCAUCCUACUACCGAAAAUUCUUUGAAACAAAACUGCCCCAAAUAUUUGGAGACAUCAGCGAGGCAUAUCGCAACGUUCAGGCAAGGCUUCAAGCUGAGCAGUUCAAGCAAAAGGUGAUGUCGUGCUUCCGGGCCUGGGAGGACUGGGCCGUUUACCCAGAAUCCUACCUGAUCCAGCUGCAGAACAUUUUCUUAGGUCUUGUCAAGGCUGGGGAGGAGGUGGUCACGAGGACAGAGUCCCCAGACCUUGACGGUGCACCCCUGGAGGAUGUGGAUGGGGUUCCGCUGGAGAACGUGGACGGUUCGCCAAUGGCCAAUCUUCCCUGGGACCCCGCCUCCUUGGACGGAGUGCCUGUAGACGACAUUGACGGAGUCCCCCUUGGGGACACGAUGGACGACAUUGAUGGGACACCUUUGGAGGAAGGCUCAGAGAAGGACCGAAACCUGCCCCACGCCAGAGUGGCUCUGUCCAAAUGGGAGAGAGUUGAUGACACAGAGGUCCUGCCUCCAGCAAAUGCGGAGUCCAGGUGGGAUUUGCUUGAGGACCAGGACUCGGAAGACAAUAUGAAUGUAGGCAGAGAUGCCAAGGAGGACGACUCGGAUGACGACAGCAGCGACGAAGACUCCUGCAGCCCCUCCAAGUUCGAAGGCGCAGACUUCAAGAGCUCCGUGAGAAAUUUCGAGUUGUCUGAGAGCAAGCGAUCCAAGCUGCGGGAGCUCGAGGUGAAGGUUAUGAAGUUCCAGGAUGAGCUGGAGUCGGGUAAGAGACCCAGGAAGACGGGCAAGACUGUACAGCAACAAGUGGAGCACUACAGGAACAAGUUGCUGCAAAAGGAGUUCGAAAAGGACGACCAGGAGAAGAGGGAGAAAUCAGCACAGAAGUCAAAAGAGCGGACGAAAAAAGAGGAGAAGCGGGACAAGACAGAGGAUCGGAGCAAGAGCAAGGAUAAGGACCGGAAGAAGAGCAAGGAGCGGAGUCAGGACCGAGAAAGGAACAGGGGGAGGAGCAAAGGCGAAGAGGAGGACAAAAGCAGGGUGGACCGGUACAGGGGCGGGUCUCCCUCCACAACAAAAUCAAAGUCUCCGAAGAAGUCCAAGCGGUCGCGGUCGCCGUCCCCGAGCAGGCGAUCGUGGAGGUCGAGCUCGAGGUCACCACACCGUUCCCACAAAAAGGCAAAGAAGAGUAAACACUGAGCCCCCCCCGACGCCAUCAGUCAGCAUCCACGGACUGCCCCUCUGCCAGGGUGCCACACCUCCAUCCCAUAAUGCCCCUGGAGGGACUCUCCACACUGAUGGACAGUUUGUUUCUCCUUCCACAGCCCUGAUGCUACGUUUAGUUGAGACUGAGGUUUGGUAAAUUUUUUGUUAAUGAAGUCUGAUGUUUUUUGUACAGUUUUGUUUGCUUUUUUAAACCCCCUGUUCAGAACAAAUUGUUGCAAGAAUGUUCCUAAAACUUUACAAUAAAAAACGACUAGUCCUGA
Messenger RNA from Scleropages formosus (Asian bonytongue), 3144 nucleotides. RefSeq names its product U2 snRNP-associated SURP motif-containing protein. The record is from RefSeq and is a predicted model, not a curated record. Gene Ontology annotation, biological process: RNA processing. The transcript is spliced from 24 exons. Gene Ontology annotation, molecular function: RNA binding. Lineage: Eukaryota; Metazoa; Chordata; Actinopteri; Osteoglossiformes; Osteoglossidae. The coding region runs from base 185 to 2857 and encodes 890 amino acids. Gene Ontology annotation, cellular component: nucleus.